AUGCCUGAAAAUAUUGCCUCAUGGAUGCCUGGAAUAAUCACGUGCACUUAUGUAUUAACCCGCUCCUCAGCUUCCUUUCCAUCUUCUGAAUCAAGGAUCAAAAAGCGGCGUCGCUAUGAACGCUUGGCCGCCACAAGCCAGCCAUCACACGCUCAAGUCGACAAAGCACCUAUCGAAAUCACACAUUUGUCGACAAAGCAUCCAUCGGCAUCACAUAUUCCUAUUAUCAAAACACCUAUCGAAAUCCCACAUUCAAGCCAACAAAGCACCUAUCGAAUUCACACGUUCAAGUCGAUAAUGACCAAUCAAUACAAUACGAUCAACGUCGGUGGUGCUGGUGCUGCUGGUGGUGGUCGGCGCCAUGUGCGCUGCAACUACUGCCGAAGAUAG
Fusarium proliferatum ET1 is the source of this 390-nucleotide messenger RNA. RefSeq lists its product as uncharacterized. NCBI's taxonomy places the organism in Eukaryota, Fungi, Ascomycota, Sordariomycetes, Hypocreales, Nectriaceae. The record is from RefSeq and is a predicted model, not a curated record. The transcript has 3 exons. Bases 1 to 390 code for a protein of 129 amino acids.